Messenger RNA from Gastrolobium bilobum, 1841 nucleotides. RefSeq lists its product as uncharacterized. The record is from RefSeq and is a predicted model, not a curated record. Bases 153 to 1598 code for a protein of 481 amino acids. The transcript is spliced from 12 exons. Gene Ontology annotation, biological process: protein phosphorylation. Gene Ontology annotation, molecular function: ATP binding; protein kinase activity. NCBI's taxonomy places the organism in Eukaryota, Viridiplantae, Streptophyta, Magnoliopsida, Fabales, Fabaceae.
UACAUUGUCGCUUCUGAAUCUGAGAAACCAGUCUUGUAACCAAAGUACAGAGUUACUUAACAGUGAGAGAGAGAGUGUGUGUGUGUUAUAUGCUGGUCUCUGAGCCCACACUUUGAGAACAUAAGCUCAUAUCAUAUGCGACAUUCUGGGCCAUGUUGCCUCCAAUCGAUUUCAACGAUGUGAAACAGAAGCUCUCCUCUCAGUUACGCCCUUGGCAACGCUCCUUCCAGUUCUGGGUUCGAGCCGUUGAUAUUUACACUGGAUACAAGGUUUUUCAACUGAGAGUUAAUUUCGAGAAAGAUGUGCAUAAGCGGGAAGCAAUGUGGGAAACUCAGCACGAACUUGCUGCCGAUAAGAUUUUCUCCAUGUGCACCGACCUUGGAGGUUUCUUCCUCAAGAUUGCCCAAAUUAUAGGGAAGCCUGACUUGGCCCCGGCUGCAUGGGUGAGAAGGCUUGUUACGCUAUGUGAUCAGGCUCCUGCAACCCCAUUUCACACCGUGAAACUAGUGCUGGAGAAUGAGCUGGGACUUGGUAUUGAUGAUGUGUUCGAGAGGUUCGAUAUGCAACCCCUUGGUUCUGCUUCAAUUGCUCAGGUUCAUAAAGCAAGACUGAGAGGUGAUAAAAGUGAUGUUGUUGUCAAGGUUCAACAUCCUGGAGUUCAGGAUCUGAUGAUGACGGAUAUCCAUAACUUGCAAGCUUUUGCUUUGUACAUGCAAAAGACUGAUAUCAAGUUUGAUCUAUAUUCUGUGACAAAGGAAAUGGAAAAACAGAUUGGAUAUGAAUUUGACUUCAUGAGGGAGGCUAAUGCAAUGGAAAGGAUUAGAAAGUUCUUGUAUGAAAAUAACAAAAGGACUCCUGUUUUGGUGCCAAGAGUAAUACGAGAUAUGGUUACUAGAAGGGUCCUAGUCAUGGAAUAUAUUGAUGGGAUUCCAAUAAUGAAACUUGGUGAUGAAAUAGCAAAGAGAGGCAUAAAUCCUCGUGGUAAGGUUGCAGCAGUAGCAAAGCAGAAAAUUCUUCAAAGCUUGACUAUAGCAUAUGGUCAAAUGAUUCUGAAAAGUGGAUUCUUCCACGCAGAUCCUCAUCCAGGAAAUAUCCUGAUUUGUAAAGGAUCAGAGGUUGCCUUGCUAGACUAUGGGCAGGUGAAGGAUCUCCCAGAACAGUUGAGGCUUGGUUAUGCUAAUCUAGUUCUUGCAAUGGCUGAUGGUGACCCAUUAAGAGCUUCAGAGAGCUUUAGGGAGCUUGGUAUAGACACUUUAAGCAAAUGUGAAAAUGAGCUACAAGAAAUGCUUAAACUGGCACAGACAAUGUUUGAUACAAAAUUGCCUCCUGGGGUGAAAAUGCUGCAACCUUUCUCAGAAGAAUCUUCAAUAAAAAAAAUUGCUGUUCAGGCUUUUCCAGAAGAACUGUUUUCUGUACUUCGGACAGUGCAUCUACUGAGGGGACUUAGCGUUGGACUCGGAAUCAAUUAUUCUUGUGCAGAACAGUGGAGACCCAUUGCAGAAGAAGCUUUGUCUCGAGCUGGCAGAUUAAAAGGUAAGGAUGUUAAGCUCAGAGGUGGCAGACGCGGUUUAGAAAAAAAAUUACUUUGGAGAGACUAAAGUUGCAGGUCUUGAUCAAUCUAUCUGCGUUUAGUUUGUUGAUUAACUCCUCAAUUCUUUGUGUGACACAAUGAGGAAAGGUAAAUACAAAUUAUUUCUCUUCAAUGAGGUGUAUAGGUUUGACAAUGAUGGGGAUCACAAUAAGAUUUUGUAAUGCCUCUCACCAGGUAGAUUUUGAUAUAUUUGUUAAGUUGCAAAUCUGAGAUAGUGAAAAAUGAAUUGCAUAGGAAAUUACUCUAUGGA